AUGCUACACCACUCCAACAAGAUGAACAACAGUUGCCCAUGGCAAAGCCUGAACGAACAACUCAGUGGAGAAAGCCAAUUCAAAUUUCCCAUUCAAGGUUACUGUGAAAACAUUCCAGAAGAUGCUGAAUUGAAAAUGGUUUUCAAACGGAUUGAAACCAAACGUCUUGCCGAACUCAUGGCCAACCUUUUGCAGAUGGGUUUUGUGUACUCCUCACAUGAUAGCAUGAUCGAUGAUGAUGUCCGCAGUCGUAUCAUUUUGAAGAACUACACCCUCUUUCAAUUGGAAUAG
Messenger RNA from Cylindrotheca closterium, 291 nucleotides. The record is from the annotation of a GenBank genome assembly. Lineage: Eukaryota; Bacillariophyta; Bacillariophyceae; Bacillariales; Bacillariaceae.